UCCAUGGGGUCGCAAAGAGUCGAACACUGCUGAGCAACUGAACUGACUGAUAAUGCCUAUAAUUACAGUUGAUAAUGCUUUCUAAUAAAUCUUAGUUCCAUUCUUACACUCCCAAGGAGAUCAGAAGGGGCAGCAUAAAUCAAGGUUAUUCUGCUUUGGGGUUUUUCAGGUCCUCCCCCAAGAUGGUGAUAUUUUUUGCUGGUGGCCCUCAUACUGCAGUUUGAGGUGAGGAAGGUGUUGCUGGGUAUCUCCCAAAUCUGGAGAAAGUAGGACCUGGGGAAGCUAAAAUCCAGGAGCUUGGUGGGAAGACAAAGACGAUAACAGGAAGUGGAUAAGUGGACGUGUGGAACCAGAGGGCGGGAAAUUGAAGCCAGGAAGAGGAAGUAACACCAGCUACUGUGUCAGCCCACAUACCCAGAGCUGCUUCUCCUCUGUUACCAUUUCAGUUCCUUCAGCCUCGUUCAAAGUAGGCCAGAUGGACCCUCAGCCUAAGCCCAGCAGCCACAGAGGCCCUAGACCCAAAGCCUGGGUCCAUUCUGGGGGCUCUUCUGAGUUCAAGCAAUGCUGCCCCCUUCUGGGGAUUGCUAAAAGCACUGUUAAAUUUCUGUGAGAGAUCUGUCAUUUAUCCCUAACGGGAAGGACAAGUUUCCUCUGCUCAUACAGCUGACUUAGGGCUUCCUCAGUCUUGGUCAUAGUAUUGCGCCCACAACCCUCCAGAGACCCCCAGGGGCUCGUCUGCUGUUGCAUCUUGGGGAGGGUUGAACAGUUCCAUAGCCACUCAUCACCCCUUUGCCUCUGUUCAUCCAGUCAGUGAGUACUCACCACCAAGUCCCAGACACCCAGGGUCAACAGAAAAGUUAAAUACCCAGGAGAACAGAGUGACAGAGGAGACCCAGGUGCAUUUUCUGCCCCUGUCCACAUCGGGCAUCGUGAAAACAGGCUGGACCUAAGGAGAGAAGGGGGACGGGUGGGGACUCUAGGGCCCGAAGAGUCAGCUGAUUGGAGCAUCUGAGGACUGCCUGCAUCAGAGCCCUCCUGUGAGCAAAGGAGAGAAGGCUGUGGAUGAGUCAGUCCCAGGGAUUGAUGGAACAGAGGAACCAGACGAUCAAGUCAGGAGGAAACAGCUGAGUGGAAGACAGAACCCAGGCUGCCCGGCUCCUGCUCCCAGAGUUGUUCUUUACACGUCAUCCCACACACUGUUUAGACAGAGCAGUGGAGAAGAAACACAGACAUCCUGGAGGCUGCCGGGAGGAGGCCAGGGUUGGGAACAGAAGGAGGUCUGUUUAUUCUUGGCAGUCCAGUAUCCAAGUAUCCACUCCCACUUCUGUCCAGACCCCAAUCUGAACUCUCCCAGAGCCUCUCGACUUCUGCCCAACCAGAGAGCAUGGGGCUGGGAGCCAUCCCCUGGAACGCUGCGUCCUCCUAGCCCACAGCUCCCUAGAGGACAGGCCUGAGACUGGAUGCUUCUCCCACUUUUUGUCCAGAGACCCUUCUCUCCAGGACCCCUGACUGCCGUGCAGAGUUGGCAGAGCCAGACCUCUCAGGCCUCCCGCCCUUCAGGCCCAGGUCAUCCUGGGAGAGGGCAGAGGACCCCUUGCUCCAUCUUCAUGUGCUCUUGAACAAGAAAGCUUUUCCUAAUGUCUAACCUCCAGCUUUCUUGCUGAAGUUUUAGCCUGUUUCCUCCCAUUUCAGGUCUCAAGAAAAUGUAACUGCUUCUCUCCCUCUCCCCAAAGUUACACUUGACACAAGGUGGAAAUCAGGGCUUCCUGGCCUUGAACUUGCCCUUCCACUCACUCAGUUUCCUGUGUUUCCUUGUGGAGUGAAAGUGUCAUUACCCUCUUGCUAUUCACAAGCUCUUCGUCCGCUUAUUUCAAUGGAAUUCUCAGAGGGGACGUGCAGGAAAGGCCAGAAGUUCCUCUCAUUGACUGCUUCUGUGCCAACCACUGACCGAAGUCCUUAUUACACUUUUUUUUGCCCACACCACGUGGCAUGUGGGAUAUACCCCAACUAGGGAUUGAACCUGUGCCCCUGUAGUUGAAGGGUGGAGUCUUAGCCCCUGGACCUCCAGGGAAGUCUCCCCACAUUUUCUCAUUUAGUCUCACAAUAGACGAAAAUGGUACGAGCCCCCAUUUUACAGAUGAGGAAACUGAGGUAAGAAAAUUUAAUAAUUUGUUCAAGUUUACACAGCCAGUAAAAUAGGAUCCAAGUAGGACUCUGAGAUUUAAACCCAGGCCUUCUGAUUCAAGCACUGGCUGUUUCUUAGUCUUCAUGGAGGAGAAAAGAAGGAUGUCAUUUGUUGAGACCCCUCCCCCAGUUAGGUGUCCGGCAGUGGGAUGUAUGCAGUUACGUAUAUUAUCCCAUAAGACUCCUGGCAACACUGACUGAUGGUUUGCCUUGCUCCCAUUUUACAGGUGAGAAAAUAGAGGCCCAGAGAUAGCUUGCCCAAGAGCCAUUCAUGCCUCAGCCCAAAACGUGACUCACAAAGUAAUUGAGAAAAGUGCGGAAUGAACCCAGAUUCUAGGAGGUAAGGCUGGCUUUAUAAGCUGAAAGUUCCCAUCAGGUAAUAGGAAGGGGAGAUAGUAAGGAUUCUCACGUUCCAAAGGCCCCCACCACCGCCACCAUCAGACUGUACUCAGCAGAGUGGCAGAAUUACAGAGCUGGAUGCGCUAUCAGCUGGCUGGCCACUGAUAUAUUUAUAAAAUGUAAAUAUAUCAGCCGGGAGAUGGGGAGGAUAGACUAAAUCAUUGUUCACUAACUGGAGUGCAUUUCUCAGAUUAGCUAACCAGCAGCAGGCCAGAGAGCUCCAAGCUGCCUCCUUGGAGCCAAGCUAUGUCCAGUGGCUGGAAACAGGGCCACUGGUAUGGGAGGAAGACGUGGAGGGCGCCCAGGGGAAAGGGGAGGAAGCCUUCCCAGCACAGCAGCUCAGGGUGUGUCGGGCCCCACCCCCAGAGGCGGGGCCAGGCUGGGUCCCACCAGCCUCAGCUCCAUCCCAGGCGAGGGCAGAGCCAGGGCAGCAGAGAGCUGGGGGCCCUGCUGUCUCCACACAGUGGAGGUACCAUGACCUCAACGGUCAGGACACCAGACGUCGCCAGAAGCCCUGCAGCACUGGCUGGGACAACUCCCUGACACUCGGAGGGAAGCCCAGGCUGGACAAGCCACACCUGUCACCUACAGUCAUGCAUGCCUGCUGCUGCUCCAGGUCUCCCCCGUCCCCAGGCCCAAGAUGACAUCCAACAGCACCAGGGAGGUGCCCAGCCCCGUUCCUGCAGGGGCCCUGGGGCUCUCUCUGGCCCUGGCAAGCCUCAUCGUCGCUGCCAACCUGCUCCUGGCCCUGGGCAUCGCCGGGGACCGCCGCCUGCGCAGCCCGCCCGCUGGCUGCUUCUUCCUGAGUCUUCUGCUGGCAGGGCUGCUCACCGGGCUGGCGCUGCCCGCGCUGCCCGUCCUCUGGAGGCAGAGCCGCCGGGGCUACUGGUCCUGCCUCUUCCUCUACUUGGCUCCCAACUUCUGCUUCCUCUCCCUGCUCGCCAACCUCCUGCUGGUGCACGGGGAGCGCUACAUGGCCGUGCUGCGGCCCCUGCGGCCCCGCGGGAGCAUGCGGCUGGCCCUGCUCCUCACCUGGGCUGCCCCCUUGCUCUUUGCCAGCCUGCCUGCCCUGGGCUGGAACCACUGGGCCCCUGGUGGCAACUGCAGCUCCCAGGCCGUCUUCCCAGCCCCCUACCUCUACCUCGAAAUCUAUGGGCUCCUGCUGCCGGCUGUGGGCGCGGCUGCCCUCCUCUCGGUCCGCGUGCUGGUCACUGCGCACCACCAGCUGCAGGACAUCCGCCGGCUGGAGCGGGCCGUGUGCCGCGGGGCGCCCUCGGCCCUGGCCCGAGCCCUCACCUGGCGGCAGGCCAGGGCGCAGGCCGGGGCCACGUUGCUCUUCGGGCUGUGCUGGGGGCCCUAUGUGGCCACCCUGCUGCUCUCUGUCCUGGCCUUUGAGCAGCGCCCGCCACUGGGGCCCGGAACUCUGCUGUCCCUCAUCUCACUGGGCAGCGCCAGUGCGGCGGCCGUGCCCGUGGCCAUGGGGCUGGGUGAUCAGCGCUAUACAGGCCCCUGGAGGGUGGCCGCCCAGAGGUGGCUCCGGAUGCUGCGGGGCAGACCCCAGAGCAGUCCUGGCCCCAACACCACCUACCAUACCAGCAGCCAAAGCAGUGUGGACCUUGACUUGAACUAGAGGGAGGGCCUCUGCUCAUUCCAAUUAGAAGCAUCCAUCCAUCUUGGCUGCCAAGCCCGUCUCCACAUGUCCCCACAGAUUUGGAUCAUGGAUCAGAGAGUGUCCCUGUAUGACCCCACUCUGACUGAAUAAAGCUCCUUUGGCCCAGGUGA
Molecule: messenger RNA, 4365 nt
Organism: Bubalus bubalis (water buffalo)
Lineage: Eukaryota; Metazoa; Chordata; Mammalia; Artiodactyla; Bovidae
Gene: GPBAR1
Product: G protein-coupled bile acid receptor 1
Exons: 2
Coding region: 3224-4213 (329 amino acids)
Biological process (GO): G protein-coupled receptor signaling pathway
Cellular component (GO): membrane
Molecular function (GO): G protein-coupled bile acid receptor activity
Source: RefSeq, a predicted model, not a curated record